CAGCCCACCUCCACGUCCUCGCGCUGCCCGAGCCCCUCAGGCCACGCCCUCAGUCAUUACACACCAAGAUGGCGACGUGUAGGAAGAUGGUACUCGGCAGGAGAAGCCUCUACGCUCUUUCUAUUUGUAUUACUCUACAACUGUUCACUCAAUGUUCUCUAUCGGCCCCCACAAACAAUUCCUCUGACGAAGUUGUCCUUCCUGGGUCAAAUGAUACCCACGAAGAACCGACACCCGACGGGGAUACAAAAAAACCAGAACCCGACGCAGGACAGACGACAGCCAACGCCGGCCCCGUGCUCACGGCAACAGCCUUGUCUGCUCAGACUAGUUCCUCUACGCUGGAUGACCAUCAUCUGACCACGCCCCUCAAACCAAUCCCAGCCAAUCCUGUCACAGUCCAGUCCCCUGAGACACGCGCGGUGGUAAUGGAUGAGUCAGAUGGCUCCAAAUCAGAGAACAAAAAGGAGGAAGUGCUGAAGACACCACCGGAGCUUUCCACAACCCUCCCUACUGCGGACGCCGAGACUGGCCGAGACACGAGUGCUCCAGAGGCUCCUCCCACCACCCCCACCACCAACACCACCACUACCACUACCACCCCCACCACCACUACCACCCCCACCACCACUACCACCCCCACCACCACCACUGCCACCACUACCACCCCCACCACCACCACUGCCACUGCUCCAAAAAUCACCGAGCCCACCGCGAAAGAGCAGCCCCCAGCCCCUGCCACAGAGUCCCAGCCCUCCACUACUGACGGCCCCUCCCCCACAGAGCAGAACACGGCCCCCCAGAUGUUCCCGACCCUCGGGGACCCGGCAGAACCAGACUCCUCCGACACCACAGAAGAAUACGACGACGACGAGGGGAAUAUCUAUGGGAACCACCUCCCUAGUGAAAGCAGGUACCGGCUGCCAGACCAUGACACAGAUAGAACCAACGACCAGGGCAAGGAGCUGGAGGGGAACCAUGACCGGGCACCGGGGCAGGGCUACAUGGCCACGGAGGACCAGGACUCCCACUUCUUCUUCCACCUGGUGAUCCUGGCCUUCCUGGUUGCCAUCGUCUACAUAACCUACCACAACAAGAGAAAGAUCCUACUUUUGGCCCAGAGUCGCCGCUGGAGGGACAGCUUGUGCUCCCGCAACACGGUGGAGUACCACCGGCUGGACCAGAACGUCAACGAGGCCAUGCCCUCCCUCAAGAUGACACAGGACUACAUCUUUUGAUCCAGUGCUUUAAGUCGACGAGCCACAGCUACAGACUGAACAAAGCCGGUUAGCUUUCACUAGGUGGCUCACACUGCUCACAUUGCUUUAGGCUUUUGUGUGUGUGUGUGUGUGUGUGUGUGUGUGUGUGUGUGUGUGUGUGUGUGUGUGUGUGUGUGUGUGUGUGUGUGUGUGUGUGUGUGUGUGUGUGUGUGUGUGCGCGUGCGCGCGUGCACUUUCUCUCUAUGCUUUGGAGAGGGUCUCUAGGAGCUAGGGAGCCCUACAGGAUGGUGGUGGAGACGUGUUGUAAGAUGUAAACAACAAUGGAUUACAAUCAUCUGCACAGAGCAGGAUCUUUUUCCUUUUCUUUUGUAAGUCCUUAAUGCCUUGGUUUCUCGGUUGGUUUUUGAGGGGUCAUUUUUUUUCCAAAUGAAUGACUUAUAGUUGAAUAAGUCAUUCAAUAUAUUAAACGUUUUUCAUCUCUGUUAAUGAGGACGAGCCUUAAACUUUUCCAUGUCGUUUUCAAUGUUGCUUUUAUCCAAUUGUGCUUAAUACUCUCUUCAGGAGUAAUAAUAAUUAAGAUGGAUGUUAUCGCGCUAAACUGUAAAGAAAUGGUAAUGAUCAGACUCAAAACAGAUAGAGGUCCAUCUAAACUUUUUAAACUAGAUCAAAGUUCACGUCGAAGAAACUACGGUAACAAUAAAGAAACCCACAAACAUAAAAAAUGCAUUAACCAAAGCAUUAGCUGCUUUAACUUUGAGAAAAUUAGGCUUAUAGGUUUUCUUUUCAUUAAAGUAGGAAUGAGGUGCCUCUGCCUUGGUGUGAAUAUCGGAUCUUAGUAGAAGUGUGUAGGUGCCAUCGUUCAUGCACUUCUCACUGCUCAAUAGGAUGCAGGCAGAACCAUAUGUAAAAUAGUCAGCAGCGACUGAGAUAAAAAUAAUGAGCUAGACCAUAACAUGAUUUAUCGAAGGAUAUAGGUACAUUCUGUGAAGGAUUCACAUUCACUAAGCUAUGGCUCUAGAUACCAUCAUCUAUAUUUUUAUUACCAUAUAUAACAAUGAAAAAUGUUCCAUUUCCAUUUUCCUUUCCUUGAAAUCAUGCACACGUUCUCUGCUGUCAGGGUUUGAGCGUUCACGCAUUCUCUGCCGUCGGGCGGUUCAAAGCCUCACGCUUUUCUCUCACCCCCUGCAAAUAUAACGCUUUCUCAAACAGAGAGAAGAGACAUGGAUCGAGAUGAUUAGCACACGCCUUUCCCCCCAAUCAUUUACUGCCUUCUGCUUCGUUGCCGUAUCUCCUUUGUAAAUAUUAUAUGCAUAUAUAUAUAUAUAUAUAUAUAUAUAUAUAUAUAUAUAUAUAUAUAUAUAUAUAUAUAUGCAUUCAAUGCCUGCCACUUUAUGUAAAACGUGUCGUAGUGAAGUUCUGCCCCGAAGGAGUGCUACUUUCUGGGGGGACCGCAGCCCUCUGUGAAGUCCUACAGUAAUACUUCGCAGAGUACGAGGGGGUAGGUGUGUGACACGCUGCUUUUUGAAAUCAACAGUAGAAAUUGAACAACUUCUUUUUGUGAAUAAAGCAAAAAAAAAAA
This is a messenger RNA of Gadus morhua (Atlantic cod), 2799 nucleotides long. It is a transcript of the gene c7h5orf15, whose product is annotated as chromosome 7 C5orf15 homolog. Bases 69 to 1238 code for a protein of 389 amino acids. NCBI's taxonomy places the organism in Eukaryota, Metazoa, Chordata, Actinopteri, Gadiformes, Gadidae. The record is from RefSeq and is a predicted model, not a curated record. The transcript is spliced from 3 exons.